AUGGUUUUCGGGUCAGUCGAGAGAGGCUUGCUCGACCGGUUUGUUUCGUCUACUCGAUCACCCUUCGGAGGGCUCCGGACUAGGCGCCACUCUCUCCUCCUCGCCCUCGCCCUAGCCCUCGCUUUCUCCCUCUCGCUCUCACUCUCCCUGGCUCUCGUCUCCGCCUCCGCUCUUGCCUCGACUUACGCCGCUUUUGCGAGUGCCGCACUCGUCCCGUCGCCUAAACCGGACCAACAGAACGACCGACCAACCCCUUUUCGUCCUCUCCUCACUCCACUCCGUCUCCCAAGCUCCAAUGCACUCGUUUCACCCUCCAUCCAUUGCUCAGCACUCCACUCCACUCCCUUUACGUCCAAGCUUGCCGCAACCUCUAUACACGCAGACACACACACACACGGCGCACUCACUUGGCCCUCAUUCAACCGCCCCCUCUCCACAUCUACUCAACUCGCCAUCGAUUCACCUGCUUGCCCCGCCUCCAGCUCGCCGUCCCAUCGCGCCAGUCUGACUCCAUCUGCCCCCAUUUCCCGGCUGGCAGUGGCACACGUACAAAUGGACACUGCCAAAGGCCUUCUCGCGCUCUCCCGACGCCAGGAGGACGGUGCGCGUGUUGCCGGCCCCACUUGCUACUGCCGCAGAUCGGCCACACGCGCCCCUGCGCCUCACCCCCCCUCCCCUCACUUGCACUGCUAA
Protopolystoma xenopodis is the source of this 693-nucleotide messenger RNA. Lineage: Eukaryota; Metazoa; Platyhelminthes; Monogenea; Polystomatidea; Polystomatidae. The record is from the annotation of a GenBank genome assembly.